Myotis davidii is the source of this 1161-nucleotide messenger RNA. It is a transcript of the gene ADO, whose product is annotated as 2-aminoethanethiol (cysteamine) dioxygenase. The record is from RefSeq and is a predicted model, not a curated record. Gene Ontology annotation, molecular function: oxidoreductase activity, acting on single donors with incorporation of molecular oxygen, incorporation of two atoms of oxygen. Gene Ontology annotation, cellular component: mitochondrion. NCBI's taxonomy places the organism in Eukaryota, Metazoa, Chordata, Mammalia, Chiroptera, Vespertilionidae.
AUGGACUUCAAAGAACUAGAAAAUGAACAGUUGGAGGAUAAAAACAUCCAAUCAUCUAUAACUCAGAUCCUCAAAGAUGAUAAUACUGGAGAAGAGGAAGAAACUAAGAAAAUCGUCAUUUUAGAAACAGAGGAAACAAAACCACAGUUGCGGAGCCUCCCGCCCGGAGUGCGCACAGCCCUGGGGGCCGCAGAUAACCGCAAGGGGUGGAGGAAAGGAGGGGGCCGGCCUUGGCACUUGGAGGAACCGCCGUGCAUACCUGGAGACAACGUGGCCUCCCUGAUCCAGGGGAUCACCUGCCAGGCGUGCCUCACCUUCCAAGGCCGCAGGGGGCGGACGCAGCGCUUCCCAAUUGGCGUGGUGCCAGGCCCUGAGGCGCGGCUGCCGCAGGGCUUCCCGGAGAACCUGAGCAAGCUGAAGAGCCUGCUAACCCAGGUCCGUGCAGAGGACCUGAAUAUCGCCCCACGCAAGCCACCCAACCUGCCACCCGUUACCUACAUGCACAUCUACGAGACGGAAGGCUUCAGCCUCGGCGUGUUCCUGCUCAAGAGCGGCACGUCCAUCCCGCUGCACGACUACCCGGGCAUGCACGGCAUGCUCAAGGUGCUCAACAGCACCGGCACCAUGCGUAUCAGCUGCAUGGACAAGCUGGAGGCGGGUGGGCAAUGACAGCGGGCCCCGCUGCGGGAGCAGCAGUUCGAGCUGCCGCUGCAGCCCCGCGAGCGGGACACCCUCUGGCCUGGCGUGCUCAUCGCCAGCGGCCCCUGCAUCCUCAUGCCACACUGGGACAACCUGCAUCAGAUCGAUGCUGUGGACUGGCCCGCUGCCUUCCUGGACAUUCUGGCCCCGCCCUAUGACCCCAAUGACGACCGGGACUGCCACUAUUACAGGGGGCUCCCCGUCGGGGCCAAGGAGGCCUCCGGAUUGACCUGUGACUUGCCCCGAGAGGUGUGGCUGUGGCUCCCGGAGACCCCUCAAGCCGAUGACUUCUGGUGAAAGAGGGAGCCCUAUCCAGGUCCCAAGGUCAUCUCUUGAAGCUGCAGGCGCCCAGGAGCGGGGAGCUGAAGACUUGCCCUACUCAGAUCUGGGCCUGGCUUCCAGCAACCCACCACAAGGGCUCUCUCCCUACCCCCAGGCCACCUGGGCAUUGGAUCUAUUGAA